Molecule: messenger RNA, 2034 nt
Organism: Ziziphus jujuba (common jujube)
Lineage: Eukaryota; Viridiplantae; Streptophyta; Magnoliopsida; Rosales; Rhamnaceae
Product: cytochrome P450 78A7
Exons: 2
Coding region: 72-1685 (537 amino acids)
Molecular function (GO): oxidoreductase activity, acting on paired donors, with incorporation or reduction of molecular oxygen; heme binding; monooxygenase activity
Source: RefSeq, a predicted model, not a curated record
CUUAUAUAAACCUCUUUAAAACUCCUCAAAAAACUCAAUACCACCAAUUUCUCUUUCUUCUUCACAGAGCAAUGGAGUUGAAUUUAGUUACCAAAGACUCAAGCUGGUGGGUAUUUGCACUCCCAGCUUUUCUGGGUUCCAAAAUCCUUCUUGAUGUUUACCUUGUACUCUCUCUUUUCGUUGCCUUUGUCUCUCUAGGUUUUCUCACAUGGGCUUUUGCCGUUGGAGGCAUUGCAUGGAAAAACGGGAGGAAUCAGAAAGGUCGCCUAUCUAUCGCUGGACAUAGAGGCCUUCCUGUUUUUGGAAGCCUUUUCACUCUCAGCCGUGGCUUGGCUCACCGCUCUUUGGCUUCCAUGGCUUGGAGCCGAGUUGAAACCACCCAGCUUAUGGCUCUUAGUCUCGGCUCCACUCCUCUCGUCGUAGCUUCCCACCCACACACCGCCAAAGAAAUUUUAACCUCCCCACACUUCGCUGACCGACCUCUUAAACAAUCAGCUAAAAGCCUGAUGUUCGGCCGAGCCAUCGGCUUCGCUCCAAACGGAACGUACUGGCGGUUACUGAGGAAGAUCGCUGCGUCUCACCUUUUCGCUCCCCGGCGAAUUAUAGCCCAUGAAAGCCAUCGCCAGCUAGAAUGCGCCGAUAUGUUGCGUAGCAUAGCAAAGGAACAGAUUCUGAACGGCUUCGUUUGUUUGAGAAAACACCUUCAAGCUGCUUCGUUGAACAACAUGAUGGGAAGCGUAUUCGGUAAGAGGUACGACUCGGUUAAAGAUGGCGAAGAGCUUCAGGAGCUUAAAGAAAUGGUUAGAGAAGGGUUUGAGCUCCUUGGCGCUUUUAACUGGUCUGAUUAUCUUCCAUGGCUGAGCUAUUUCUACGACCCGCUUCAUAUAAACGAACGGUGCUCGGAACUCGUUCACCGAGUCAGGAAAUUCGUAAAAGGAAUUAUCCAAGAGCACCGAGUCUGCAAAUCCGAUAAGCUACCCGAUCAAGCCGAUUUCGUCGAUGUUUUGCUCUCUUUGGAUGGCGAUGACAAGUUUCAAGAAGAUGAUAUGGUUGCUGUGCUAUGGGAAAUGAUAUUCAGAGGGACUGAUACAACCGCGUUGUUGACUGAAUGGGUGAUGGCCGAGUUGAUUCUGAACCCAGACGUGCAAGAGAGGCUUCGCAAAGAAAUCGACACCGCCGUAGGAGAGAGAAGCUUGAGAGAUGCUGACGUGGCAGCCUUGCCUUACUUACAGGCCGUGGUGAAGGAAACCCUACGGGUGCACCCUCCUGGCCCACUGCUUUCAUGGGCCCGUCUGUCCACGUCGGAUGUCCAGCUCAGUAACGGGAUGCUGAUCCCCGCCAACACAACCGCCAUGGUGAACAUGUGGGCCAUAACGCACGACCCGAGCGUGUGGGACGAGCCGCACUUGUUCAAACCCGAGAGGUUCCUGGAAGCUGACGUGGACGUGAAAGGCAGUGACCUGAGGCUCGCGCCGUUCGGUGCCGGCCGGAGGGUUUGCCCGGGAAAGAACCUUGGGUUGGUGACGGUGACGCUUUGGGUGGCAAAGCUGGUCCACAAUUUCAAGUGGGCCCAGGAUGAUUCUCAGCCGGUGGAUCUGAGUGAGGUUCUCAAACUGUCAUGUGAGAUGAAGCAUCCUCUUCAUGGUGUGGCGGCGCAGAGGAAGAGUGAUGGUGUUUGGUUCUAGAGACUAAUUAUGAUAUAUGGUGAAUAGGGGAUUUGGGUAGGCUUCCGAUGUAGGAAUUAAACUAAGCUGUAUAUUUUCCCAACUAGUACGGUCUCUUUUAGUUAAGUUGUUUGUUUGGGUUUGUAACCUAGUUUGGAUUAUUAUCUGGGUAUUAAUUAAUGCUUAUGUGAUCGGAUAUAUAUAUAUAUAUGAAUGAUUUGAUGGGUGGUUUAAGUAGAGGGCUCCAGUUUUGGAAACUGGUUGUUUUUGGAGUCCUGGAUUUCGUGAAUCAUAGUGAAUCAUAUUAUUAUUAAUGUAAUAUCCAUAAUUUCUGAUUAAUAUACUAUGGGUAUCCUUGAUUAUUCUUCCA